AUGUUUUCAAUCUUUAAUUUUAAAAACCAAGUUAAACAAAAUACAUCAACAAAAAAUUUGGACGAGACUGUCGAAACUCAUAGUGAUGAAUCAAAAGCAAAGAAAAUAUGUAACCAUGAACAGAACGAUGAACAUAAUGAUGAUGAUGAAAACAUUCAACUAAAAAAUAAUGUUUUAAAUUUGAAUAUACAGUCUGUUGAUUUGGGUGAUAUUGAUUCGGGCCCAAAGCAACCUAAACUUCAAGGACUUGCUCUAAGAGGUCAUGAUGAAAAGUCAUCAACAGUUUCUAAUACUGGAAAUUUUAAAGAGCUUUGUACAUUAUUUGCAAUGAACGAUAAAGAGUUUUCAGACUUUUUUAACAGAAAAAUUAACUAUACAAGUUGGAUUAUUCAAAAUAGUAUACUUGAAGUUUGUUCAAAUAUGACAAUAAAUACUAUCAUUAGUGAAAUAAAAUACUGUGGAAUGUACUCUAUUAUGUGUGAUGAAGCAAGAUCUUAUAAAACAGAACAAUUAUCAAUAUGUGUUAGAUACAUUAUUCCUAAUAGCUAUAAUGUAUGUGAACGAUUUAUUGGAUUUUAUGAUGUAUCAAAUGGGAGAGGAGCCGAACAUAUUUCUAUUGAAAUUCUCUCUGUUCUAAAAAAAUUUGGCAUUUCUGAUAUUCCUCUUGUGGCACAAACAUACGAUGGUGCAAAUGUUAUGUCAGGAUCCACAUCUGGUGUUCAAACUAGAAUAAGAGACUCUCACCCUGAAGCAAUUUUCAUUCAUUGUAUGGCCCAUAAAUUGAAUUUGGUUGUAACAAAUACUUGUAGAACUAUUAAGGAAUCUAAUACCUUUUUUAAUACUCUAGAAGCAGUUUAUGUGCAUUUUUCACAGCCUGGCAAAGAUAAGCUAUUACAAGAUUUACAGAAAUCCAUGCAAAUAAAAUCAUUAUCGAUUUCUAGAUUAUGUGAAACGCGGUGGUCGUGUCGUCUUAAAAAUUGUAAAGCAGUACAUAAUAGUUUUGGUGUAAUAGUAAAUAUUUUACAAAAUGAAAUAAAUGAAGAUAUAAACAAAGAAGUGGCUCAAGCAAUUGGUCUUCUGCACAUGUUAAAAAAAAUGUCAUUCGUAUUAUGUUUUGUUUUAGUGGUUAAUAUAGGCAAAUAG
Molecule: messenger RNA, 1143 nt
Organism: Macrosiphum euphorbiae (potato aphid)
Lineage: Eukaryota; Metazoa; Arthropoda; Insecta; Hemiptera; Aphididae
Source: the annotation of a GenBank genome assembly